AUGGACAGAUUCACCAAAGGAUGGGUCCAGCACCUUCGGAACACAGCCCGUCAGGAAACCCCCUCGCGGGCGUACCAAUGCCCCCUGUGCGAUGCACAAGUACAGCCCAACAUCGACGCCUUCAGAGCCCAUGUUCGCGCCGACGCCCUGAAGCACCCCUCUCUGGCAAAGGACGCCGAUGUCGAGCAAGCCUUCAAGAAAUGCACGUUGCAUGGCGGCGGCGAACCCCAAAAGGCACUAAGCUCUGCCGCCAAAGGCCCUCGCGACGAUGGCGCGCACUCUGGGAUGCCUACGCGCAAGAGACCGGUGUCCGGGAACCUUGACGUGGAGGAGGGCCAAGACGACGACAAUGAGCGGCCCGACGCAAACAGCGGCGGAACGGGAAGCAGCCGUCGCGGAACCAAGAAGCUGUGCUCGCCGCCCGCAUCUGUCACGCAGCUACGCGGCUCGUCUCCACCGACCCCGAGCCGCAGCCGCGCCCGGCCGCGUGACGGCGUAGACGACUUUGACCGAGGGCUCAGCAACAGACGCCCCUCGACCCGUCGACUUUGGACGCCAGAUGAGGACCGGAGACUCAAUGCUCCGCACAGCCCCAAGGCGCCGCCGCAGAUCAGGCAUGGCCACUCGCCCGCCGCCCCGUCUUCUGGCCAGCGCAGAUCGCCCCAGCAAAAAGCCCUUGGACGCCACCAUCAGCAUCAUCACGCUCACGACAGUCAAUCGGCCUCGGACGCCGCGUCGACGUCGGACGCCAUUCUCCGUCAGCCCAAAACGCGGCCGAUUUCCUCCGACCAGCUCGUUGCCGAGGUCAAGGGCAUCUAUGCCGGGCUGGUCCUGCUCGAGGGCAGGUGCAUAGAGUAUGACAGCUCGCAGCAGUCUGCGGACCUGAGUCAGGAGCAGUAUCACGCGCUGAUUUCGCUUCACCGCUCCUUGCUGCAUGAGCAUCACGACUUUUUCCUGGCCAGCCAGCAUCCAUCGGCAAGCGAGGCUUUGCAGCGCCUCGCCUCCAAAUACGUCAUGCCAGCCCGCAUGUGGCGCCACGGAAUACAUUCGUUCCUGGAACUGCUGAGGCACAAGUUGCCCCAUUCCCUCGAGCACAUGCUUACCUUUAUUUACAUAGCGUACAGCAUGAUGGCGCUGCUGUACGAGACCGUGGAGGCGUUUCGAGACACGUGGGUGGAAUGCCUAGGCGAUCUGGGAAGGUAUCGCAUGGCGAUCGAGGAUGACGACAUCCGAGACCGAGAGAUAUGGACUGGGGUCGCCAGGUUCUGGUACACAAAGGCCUCCAACACGUCGCCGGACACGGGCAGACUCUACCAUCAUCUAGCCAUACUGGCGCGGCCGAAUGCUCUGCAGCAGCUCUACUAUUACGCCAAAUCGCUCUGCGUGGGGAUCCCGUUUCGCAGCGCCAGGGACAGUGUCAUGACCUUGUUUGACCCGCUCCUGAGCGCAAAUUCGACGUCUAGUCAGCGACUGGAACCGGUAGAUGCUGCUUUUGUUCGCGUCCACGGCAUCUUGUUCUCCGGCAAAGCCAAGGAUCAGUUGCAAUCUUCCAUGGAGGAGUUUCUGGACCACUUGGACAGCCGCAUAGGAAGAGAACAUGGCAACUGGCUAGAGUCAGGUUACCACGUGGGCAUUUCGUUGAGCUGCUUGCUUUUGGGCUUUGGCGACGAGUCGAAUGUGCUGAUGAGCGCUAUCCGAAGCAAAACCCAAGAGGGUGACGAGGGUGACGAUGCCAAAGUGACGGACAGCCCCGAGCCAGACGCAACGUUCGAGGCGGCAGUCUCCUUUGCUGCGAAGACGUACGAGAUUGUUAUUGCACGCUGGGGCGACCGAAACACAUUGCCAUGUCUUCACACCAUUCUUGUCUUCUAUCUCUUCAUGACCCAGCAGCCAGCAGCCAUGAAGCAUCUGGAAGGCAGGUUCCCGUGGAAACUACUUUCUGUGCUGCUGAACUACCUCUUGCGAACCUCGGAAACGCCUCCGCGGAUUGACACGAGCGAGUUUCCCGGGCCCGAGAAGAAGGAAGCGCCACACCCUCUUCCCGAAGACUACGCCAUGCGUGGCCUGAUGCACGCGACCGACUAUUUCCCGCAAGGCUGGUUCGAAAAUGAGAACAUUGACGACGACGAGAAGUAUUUCGAACCUGCCUCCACCGCGGGCAAGCGCCGCGAGAGAAUUCUAUGGAUCGGGCGCAGGAUCGCCUCCCACGGCAAGUGGCUCACAUGGGAUGCCGAGACGAGGCGAUUUUCGGCCGCCGCCCAAUACGACGUUGAGAUUGACGAUGGGCGGGUAGCACCACUGCCGUCCGACCGCACUGCUGCGCCCGCCGGAACCGAAGCCGUCCAAGGCGACGGGCAAACCUGA
Ustilaginoidea virens is the source of this 2364-nucleotide messenger RNA. RefSeq lists its product as uncharacterized. The transcript is spliced from 3 exons. The coding region runs from base 1 to 2364 and encodes 787 amino acids. Gene Ontology annotation, molecular function: telomeric repeat DNA binding; telomerase RNA binding; protein binding. Gene Ontology annotation, cellular component: telomerase holoenzyme complex. The record is from RefSeq and is a predicted model, not a curated record. Gene Ontology annotation, biological process: nuclear-transcribed mRNA catabolic process, nonsense-mediated decay. NCBI's taxonomy places the organism in Eukaryota, Fungi, Ascomycota, Sordariomycetes, Hypocreales, Clavicipitaceae.